Molecule: messenger RNA, 267 nt
Organism: Adineta ricciae
Lineage: Eukaryota; Metazoa; Rotifera; Eurotatoria; Adinetida; Adinetidae
Source: the annotation of a GenBank genome assembly
AUGAAAUUAGGUCCUGCAUUAGGAUUAACAUGGGCAUUUCUUGUCCACUGUCGUAUACAAUUAAGUAAAACUGAAAAUAUUGAAGAACAUCAUCCUGAUUCUCAGCAGUCUCAAGUUGUCUUUGAUGAGCGAAAAGCAAUGACAAGUAUUAAAACGAAUGUUGUUUAUUUGCGUUCAUUAGCGAUUGAUUAUUGUUAUCAUAUACCGAGAACAAAUCGAUGUAAUUAUUUUAUUGUGGAUAGAGGUGUCUUUGGUAGCGAAAAUUAA